AUGGAAAGCGAAGCAGGAGCCGAGGCUGCGUACCUCGCACGAGACGCGCCACCUGCACCUCGCUCUUCCUCGGUGCCGUGGUCCGCGACCGACCCCUCGGUGUGGUCGACCGCCCAUCACUCUUCUUCGGCGCCGUCGUCGACCUCACCUCGUUUCUCUUCUGCGGCGUGGCCGACGACCGACCCCUCGGCGUGGACCGCGCCUCGUCCUUCCUCUGCGUCGUGGCCGGCGACCGACCCUUCGCCAUGGUCGACCGAAGCCGGUUCGUCCUCUGCGGCAUGGCCACCCACCCAGCCCUUGGCGUGGUCCAUGCCUCCCAUUAUCAGCGAAGAGGGGGGCAACCCGUUCGACGAAAGGGGUGACGGUGACCAGACCGCGUCCCCCUCCCCUCCUCCCCCGCACUCGUCCCCUCCCCCCGCGCACUCGUCCCCUGCGCACUCGUCCUCUGCGCUCUCGUCCCCUGCCCUUGCCCCGGCCCACUCCUCGCCAGUGGCCCACCGUCCGCCCACCGAAGGCUCGCCACUGUUCCUGGCCGGGCCUUCCUCGGACGACGACAUGGACGAACCGGCCUCUUCGUCUCCAGAGGCCGUGCUGCUGUCCCCUGUGUCCGUUGCGAGAUACCAGGCUCACCUGUUGUCUCGCAACGCCAACGAGGGCCAGGACGACAUGGACGACGUGAAGAUGAGUGAAGGCGAUGAUUCGUCCGAUUCCCUCCAGUCGAUUGAGGAGGAUGACGGCGAUGAGCCUCCGCUCACGGGCCACGACGAUGUCCACGCGUUUGGCUCCGACAUGCUCCCCAUCGCGCGGCUCCGCGACCGCAUGGACGAGGACAUGCGCAACGGCACGUCGUACUUGAGGCGACACCAGGGAACCCAGGGUGAGAUCUUGGAGGUGUACGAAGACAUUCUCGUCAGGACCGCCCAGGAGACUGUGGCGUUGCUGGACCAAGUCCGGGCGCUCCGCGAACAGGAGGAGCAGUAG
Messenger RNA from Apiotrichum porosum, 981 nucleotides. RefSeq lists its product as uncharacterized. The record is from RefSeq and is a predicted model, not a curated record. The coding region runs from base 1 to 981 and encodes 326 amino acids. NCBI's taxonomy places the organism in Eukaryota, Fungi, Basidiomycota, Tremellomycetes, Trichosporonales, Trichosporonaceae. The transcript has 2 exons.